AAAUAUGUGGCGAGGACAACUUCUCCAACGUCAUAUGGAAGAUGACUCCAGCUGGGGACACAGCGGCAGUACGCUGUCCUCCUAAUGCAAUGGGGCUAAUCCUACGCCGCUGCAGCCUGGAUGACGAGGGCGUCGCCUACUGGGAGAAUCCCACCUAUAUGAAGUGCAUCUCCAAUGACUAUCGCAGCAUACAAACUCUGACACGGGAGCAUUUGUCCAAAGCGCAACGUGGCCUUGUGGGAGAUGGAGUUUCUGAUGUGAUGACCAAGCUGAGAGUGACGUCGAGUGAUGGGACCAGUUACAGCGGUGAUCUGUUGGCCAUUGUGGAUGUGCUGAAGAAUAUGACGGAGAUCUUCAGGAGGGCGUACUACAGCCCCAGCAGUGUAGAUAUGAGGAACUUUGUGCAGUCUGUCAGCAAUCUGUUGAUAGAAGAGAACAGGGAGAGAUGGGAGGAAGCACAACUGGUUAGUGUCACGCCGUCUUUUCUUAAACCAGCCACAACUGUAAUCACAUCUUCGGUCAGUGCAUAA
Molecule: messenger RNA, 530 nt
Organism: Platichthys flesus (European flounder)
Lineage: Eukaryota; Metazoa; Chordata; Actinopteri; Pleuronectiformes; Pleuronectidae
Product: adhesion G protein-coupled receptor B1-like
Exons: 4
Coding region: 42-530 (162 amino acids)
Biological process (GO): negative regulation of angiogenesis
Cellular component (GO): membrane
Molecular function (GO): G protein-coupled receptor activity
Source: RefSeq, a predicted model, not a curated record